AUUCCUGCUUUUCCGUAAAAACCUGAUCAAUCAACCAACGUGAAGUUGUUUUGCGAUGAUAAAUUUGAUCAUAGUUUAUAGUUUUAUUAUAUAGUUGCUAAUAAUUUAAAGUACGAUACAACUUUGAAAUUCAACAUGGAUUUGUUAGGUUCAAUAUUGAAUUCCAUGGAUAAACCACCCAGUGUGAAUGAAAAGGAACGAUUGCGGCGCAAAAAAGCCAAAGAGGCGAUGCAAUUACAGCAAAACAAAGAAAAAGAGAAAUUGAAAGCUUUUCGAGACGAUGCUGAGAAAAAGAUCAACGAAUUUGAACUGGACGAAACUAAGACGAAAUUACCAUUUCCUCCUAGUGACAGAAUUUUACGCGGUAUAAUACAUGAAAUCGCUCAAGAUGCUGGUAUGGUUUCGUAUUCCUUUGGAGAAGAAGGAAUCGAUCGUUAUAUCGUAGUUUAUAAGAAAGAAUUCGUGCCCUCAGAAGACGAAUUGAAUGCCCUUCGAAAAGGUGAAGAAUGGAACGAAGAGAAAGCUAGACAAAUAGCUGAAAAAAGGAAACGAGAAGAGGAGGAAGAGGAAGAAUACACUAAGAAGAAACGCGAAAACGAUAAAUUUGUCCCGGCUUCCAAUUAUCAAACUAAAUAUCAGCACUUGAUUGGCUUGGAGAGCGCCAAAGACGCAGCUAAAAAGACUGGAAUAAAUAAGCAAUACGGUUUCGUUCCAAGCGAAAAUAAGAAGGAUUCUAGAUCCAUUGAGCAAACUCUUGCCGAUAUACAGAAGAAAAAAGCAAAAAAACCCGAUUCCCAGGAUCCUUCUUCAGAGAGUAGUUCUGCGCAAUGAAUCGUUAAGUUUAUAAGCUCUGUUUAAUUUCUUCCACUUUGGAAUGAUUUCUUUUAUGUAUACUUCUUAUUUUUUCGUCAUGCACACAUUUUUCUUUUUGUUAUGUGUUCGAAUUUAUUAUUUUCAUUUUUAAAUAGGAAAUUAAUAUUGCGUUCUGUUUGAAUCAAUUUGAACUCGACGAUUUUUAGCCUUGUUCGUUUGGCUGUAUUUUACUACUCGAGGUAGAUUAUUGAAAUACGUUUGCACUUCUAUGAUAUUAUUAUUAUGUUAAUUUUGUUGUGAGGAAUAUUGUUGUAUACUAUUUUCAUUUUUGUAAAUUGUGAUAUCCGUUAUGAUACGUAUAGAUUUCGAAAAUUAAAUAUUUUUAGUAAUUGUA
This is a messenger RNA of Planococcus citri (citrus mealybug), 1207 nucleotides long. RefSeq names its product sperm-associated antigen 7 homolog. The transcript has 6 exons. Gene Ontology annotation, molecular function: nucleic acid binding. Bases 136 to 831 code for a protein of 231 amino acids. NCBI's taxonomy places the organism in Eukaryota, Metazoa, Arthropoda, Insecta, Hemiptera, Pseudococcidae. The record is from RefSeq and is a predicted model, not a curated record.